Molecule: messenger RNA, 1927 nt
Organism: Rhodofomes roseus
Lineage: Eukaryota; Fungi; Basidiomycota; Agaricomycetes; Polyporales; Fomitopsidaceae
Exons: 4
Coding region: 303-1877 (524 amino acids)
Source: RefSeq, a predicted model, not a curated record
UUGUUCCGCCGGAAUGAUCGCUCGACCUUGUAUCGUUCGAAGAGCCAGUCUUGAGCUUGAGCUUUAUACGAAAGCUGCUGUACUACUACAUGCCUCUGACAACGGUGUUACGGUGAGAAAUGCGGGUUUGACCAUUCGAAUGCGGAGGUUUCCGAAUUCCGGGCGCCUCGUGUGUGCGCCGUACUGUGACUCAGCUUGCUGCAGCGCUGUUGAACUCAAGUUGAACUCGACUGUCACUGCUCGUGCCGUACGCUCGCUAGAAGACAACCCUCGACACAAUACUCAUUCGAAGCACUGACAACAUGUCGCUAGGAGGACUCGAUGCGGAUGUUUGCCACCACAUCCUGCGUGAGCUCUCUGAGAAAGACUUGUGGUCGAUUCUACAUACCUGCCGAUGGCUCCGAGAGGCAUGCAUGCCCCUUCUCUUCCGGACCGUCUCACACACAAUCCACGGCACUUGGGCCUUUACAAUGCACGAGAGGUUCUUGCUUACAUCGUGCAAACCUUACGUCCAAACGCUGAUCCUCCAUGACAACUGUCCGGAUCAGCGCACGGAAGAGGAGAUGGCGCGCCCUUAUAGCAGGCCGCUCUACUACACCAAGGACCGUACGGUCUGUGGCGCUUGGCCAGGUGGUCCCGUCGCGGAGCGGCUACGAGAGCUCCCUGCUCUACGAUCGCUCACGAUAUACAAGAAGGAUUGGGUCGCACACGGCCUGCCAUGGGAUACUCUACGUGCAGUCUUAUCGGUGCCGCAUCUGCGCGAGUUCAAACUGAGAGAUCUAUAUCUCUGCCCUGUCUUGCAGCCGGGAGAUGAGCUCAACUUCGAGGCGUUGGCCCCGCUCACGUCGUUCCAAUAUCGGUUACGCCGUGCAUUAGAACCGCUUGCCUCCUCCUCCUCCGAGAUGGCUGCUCUGUAUGCUGUCCUAGGCAAGCUAUGCGAGACGCUGGAGACGCUUGAUCUCGUCAGUGAGCGCGCCCCGCUAGCCGAUCUGUCUCAACUUCGUUGGCCUCGUCUGCGCAAGUUGGUCUAUUGCGGAGUACCAUGGAGUACGUUGUCCGCGCCGUGGAUCUCACUCCAUCCUGGCAUGGAUCAUCUGCGGUCGCUCUCCUUGAAACUCGACUUGACGCCAGGAGGUAUCUCCCAGAUGCUGUGGCCUGCCGACUAUGCGGGUCCAUUCCCGUGGCCGAUGCUCGAACAUCUGCUCGUGUCCUUCCCUGACCCUCGCGAUGAGGUCUACGAUCAUCUGCCGUCGUCGCUGCGCGCGUUGUCCUUGCGUUGUUAUCCACAUCUUCACGUCCAGCGACGGCCCUCUGCUUAUGGCGCCAAUCCCGCGGAUGAUUAUCCCGACCACCCUGCCCUCUCGAGUGCAGCUUCAAUUCUCUCAAUCUUGCGUCGAUGCAACAUGCUGGAUCUUGACCAUCUCGAGAUUGAAUAUCGCGCUGAUGGCGAAGAAGAUGCCCUUUUGCGACGGAUUGCGGCGAUGUUCCCGCGUCUGACGUCGCUGAAGUUCCACCGCUACCGGUCUGCACAAGAAAGACAAGGGAAGGUAGAUGUGUCUGUGGAACACAUCGCCGAGAUGCUUGCCCCUCUUAGUCACCUCUAUCGUCUGAAGAUAUAUCUGGAAUUUGCCGGGACACCAAGGCUCCAAACUAGUAUGAUGGGGCGCCAGAUGUCAGAGGUCUGGACAUAUGAUGAAGGUGCCAUCUGUGCUUUCGAGGGCACUGUACGUGCCGCCGUUGGGGUUCUGGCGCGAGUUCUCAGCUCGUCCUUACGUGAGGCUGUUAUGUACAGUGUUUCGGAGGAUGGCCCCUAUUGGCGUGUGUAUGACAUUGCGGCCGGUUGUCCUUACGAACGGCGGGACCGGUAUACUAGGUAGAGUCGGUGGCUGAUGAUGUUGAUGAUGAUGAACUCUUGAUUGUAUAGUCC